Messenger RNA from Diatraea saccharalis (sugarcane borer), 1050 nucleotides. The record is from the annotation of a GenBank genome assembly. NCBI's taxonomy places the organism in Eukaryota, Metazoa, Arthropoda, Insecta, Lepidoptera, Crambidae.
AUGCCGUGCGAGUGCAAUCUUGUUAUAAACGAAUUAUUAUGUUUUCUUCAAAACAAGUGUGAUGUAAUGGACGAACUAAGUCUCGUGCAAAUAUGUAGUGCAUGGUAUAACGAAGAGGAAAUCGAGUGUGCUAAAACGUUACUAUGCGAAUUAGUGAAGAUAAGAAAAGUGAUCAGAAAAGGUGAUAAAAGAAAUCAGAAUAAUAUCAGCGAUGUAAUAAAGACUUUGAAGGAAUCAGAACAUCUGCCUACUUUUGCAGCCAAAGACCUGAAUAGGUUGCCAUCUGUAACUUUCGAUCAUCUCGACGUAAGUAGCUUGCUGAAGACACUGGCUACAUUAAAAAAUGAAUUGCUAACGUAUCAAACUGAAACGAGGAAUUCUGUUAGUAAACUUGAGUGUGAAAUUAAAGAACUUAAAGAAAAAAGAGUAGCGGAUUGCUGUCAUGUACUACCCGCAACUCAAAAUUAUUCUAAUGAUUCUAUGAAGGGAUCCAACGUUGUUAAUACAAUUUCAAAUAAUUGCAAUUUAAGGGACUUUUCGUCAUUUUUAACGAAGAAAACCCCAGUAUUGAACUUUAGCCAAGCGGUAAUGAGUGGUAAGGUCUCUGAUCCAUCAAUUAAUGAUUCUACGAUACAAGACACAGACGAUCAGGGCUUUCGCCUAGUUACUAGAAAAAGAAAAAGACCACAUAUUGAAAAUUAUCAAGAAACAAGUAAUAGACCGUACUUUCAAUCAAAAAAUAAAAGGGGCACCAAUGGCACCACAGCAUUAAAGGCGGCCGAGCAAAUAAUUCCGGUCUAUAUAUCCAGAUUUUGUAACGACUGCACCGAAACUGACAUACAAAAUUAUUUCAAGGAAAAUGAACGCUGUUUAUUUGGAAUAGAAACAUUGAAACAGAAGAAAGAAACCAAUUUUAAAUCAUUUAAAAUACUGGUAGCUAAAAAGGACCUUUCUAUAGUGUUAAAAGAAGAUUUUUGGCCGGAAUCAAUUGUUUUUAGAGUAUUCAAACAGAGAUUUAACGUUAAUCAAGGGUCCGCUGCGCUCACCUGA